AUGGACAUUCGCGACAUGGUUGCCAGUAGCGGGUUUCUAAGCUACGGCUUGUGGCACCCUCUGGAGUCUCUCUCGAGCGUCGGCCCGACACUAAACGAGGCCACUUUCGGCCUUCUCGGUUCCUCCUUCAAGCCCGAUCGCGACAUCCCUAGCCUGGAAGGCAAGGUAAUCCUACUCACAGGAGGAAAUGCAGGAAUCGGCAAAGAAACAAUCCGCCAGCUCUCCAAGCACAACCCAUCGCGAAUCUAUCUCGCCGCGCGCACCGAAAGCAAAGCCCGCGUAGCGAUAGAAUCAAUCCAGAAUGAACUUUCCUCCCCUAUCGACAUCCGUUACCUCCCACUAGACCUAGGCUCCUUCAGAUCGAUCCGCGCGGCCGCGGCCCAGUUCCAGGCCGACAGCGACCGGCUAGACAUCCUCAUUCUCAACGCGGGCACAAUGGGUAACCCGGCGGCAAAAACAGAAGAGGGAUUUGAGGUGCAGCUGGGCACGAACCAUGUGGGUCAUUUCCUGCUCACGAAGCUACUUCUUCCUACGCUACAGGAGACUGUCGUGCGGGAUCGCGCGAAAGGCGUCACACCGGAUGUUCGCGUUCUGAGCUUGGCGUCCGUCGCGCAUGCCGUUAGCCCGACAACGUUUGAGGGGAUUACUUCUACAGAAUCGCUUUUGGCGGGGAGUACUUGGUACCGGUAUGGUGCAUCUAAGGCUGCGAAUAUUUUCUUUGCAAAGGAGCUUGCGAGAAGGUAUCCGGAGAUUAUGUCGGUUGCUGUGCAUCCUGGUGCUGUAAAUAGUGACUUGUAUGGGCAUGCUAAGGCUCUUGGCUUCUCCAUGAAGCAUGGUGUAGAGAUGGUUGUGGGACUUUUCUUUAGGAGUACUCCUACCGGUGCUUUUAACUCCCUGUGGACUGCUACUACUGCCAAAGAGAACUUGGUUAAUGGUGCUUAUUAUACGCCUGUUGGAUAUCGCAGUACAGGUACUGCUUUUGUUCAAAGUCCGGAUAUCCCUGAGAAGCUUUGGGACUGGACUGAGGCUCAAAUUUCUAAGUGUGGCUAA
Molecule: messenger RNA, 1050 nt
Organism: Penicillium pulvis
Lineage: Eukaryota; Fungi; Ascomycota; Eurotiomycetes; Eurotiales; Aspergillaceae
Product: putative short-chain dehydrogenase/reductase family protein
Exons: 2
Coding region: 1-1050 (349 amino acids)
Source: RefSeq, a predicted model, not a curated record